CUUUGAUUGCACCACUUAUCGAAUUAGGCUCUUAUUAUUCACUCCGAUACUUUCACCAUCCACCAUCUUCUCCUGUUUAUUAUUGUUCUUCUCAACCACCUCGUUCUCUUGUUUAUUGUUGUUCUUCUCAACUUGUUCCUUCUUCUCUCCAAGAUUCUCUUCACAUUCACUCUUCUUUUCGUCAUCUCUAUUCUUACUCUCAAAAUGCUAGGUAUUGCUGGCACCAUCGCUCCUUACCAUGUUUUGCUCUACUCUUUAAUGUGGGGCUCUUCUAUCUUCCACUCUUAUUUGACUGCUCCAUUGGUUUUCAAGGCCUUGCCACGAAAGGAAUUUGGUAUCUUUGCUGGUUUGAUUCUUCCUCCAUAUUUCAAAGCUCAAACUGUUGUUCCAAUUCUAUUGGGCCUAUCUGCUCCAUUUCCCAUAUCCAACUAUGCGAUAGCUUCUCUAUCUGUUGCCUCCCUUUCAGGCGCCAUCAACUCCUUCCAUCUCUUGGGCUGGAACCAAUCUGUUAAAACAAAAAGAAAUGCUCUAGAAGUUGGUGGCAAGGACAAGGACAGUGAAGGCAAUGUAUCUGUCGAAAUGCAGCUUCUUAACAAAGAAUUCGGUAAAGCCCAUGGCUUGAGUCUAUUAUUCAACUUGUUUAGUUCUGUUGCCUUAACUGUUUAUGGCUUUCAAAUGACUAGCGGUUUAAUUAACUUGAUUCCAAAAGGUAUCUAAUUUUUUCCCUAUCUAUCAAUGUCUAUAUAUACAUAUAUAUAACAAAGAAAAAGAAACAAGAAAUAAUUUAUAAAUAAUUUAUUAACAAUUCAUAAAGAAUUUAUGAAAAUGAAUCUAAUCAUUAAAUCACCAGACAUCUUCUUGAUAUUUGUUAUUGGUCUUAAAAUUUCUAAUCAUCUCAGUUGCAAUGACUUCAUUGAACUUUCUUUCUUUUAUAAUAAUCUUAAUGAACGUAUUUUGAACAUCUCUUGCCAUUCUCGAUGCAUCCCCACAAACAUAAAUAUAUCCAGCUUCACUUAUAUACUCAUUGAUCUUUGAACUGUACUCUUCCAUUCGAUUUUGAACAUACACCUUCUUAUUAGCAUCUU
This is a messenger RNA of Ascoidea rubescens DSM 1968, 1085 nucleotides long. RefSeq names its product Tmh18p (gene TMH18). The coding region runs from base 205 to 717 and encodes 170 amino acids. NCBI's taxonomy places the organism in Eukaryota, Fungi, Ascomycota, Saccharomycetes, Ascoideales, Ascoideaceae. The record is from RefSeq and is a predicted model, not a curated record. The transcript is spliced from 2 exons.